Gigantopelta aegis is the source of this 2632-nucleotide messenger RNA. RefSeq lists its product as uncharacterized. The coding region runs from base 632 to 1747 and encodes 371 amino acids. The transcript is spliced from 2 exons. Lineage: Eukaryota; Metazoa; Mollusca; Gastropoda; Neomphalida; Peltospiridae. The record is from RefSeq and is a predicted model, not a curated record.
UGUCGAUACUUUCCUGUAGCCUCUGUCUGGACGUUUUCCCUCACCCCUGCUCGCUGCCCUGCGGACACGUGUUCUGUUUACGAUGUCUACAACGUCACAUCGACGUCAGCAUAGAUAAACACAGCAACAACUUCCUGUGUACGCAUUGCAGGCAGAACGUGAACAUCCCAGAUCCGCGUCAACCGCCAUCUUCUUACGCCAGCCAAUUCCGCCACUUUCCCACUCCUGUGGACGCCAUAGAUGCUGUGGGAACUUUAAAACUUAGGUGAGGUCUCCUCCACUACAGCAGAAACAGAUCCCCUGACGCUUCAAAUUCGUUCAAUCAGCGAUCAGCUCAAGACGUGCUGCGGGUUUCUUGAAACCAACAUGGCGGCUGAUAUAGGACGACUACAGAACGUCGUUAACGUCAGCGCGACAGAGACUGCAGACGAGAUCGACAGAAGAGGGGAUGAAUUAAUUCAGAAAUACAGGUCCGUGCACAGGGAACAAGGCAAGGUAGACAGCUACACGGCAGCAGUACACGAGGAACUGGUCAAGAUCAAGAAAGAACUGGAAACAUCUCGAGUAUCCCUUAACAACGAAAUACGUGAACUAUUUUCACAACACAAAUAUCAAUGAAUGUGAACAAAUUAUGAUCUUGGCUGAAGACCUUCUUAUGUCGGGGUCAAAAAGCGACAUUCAAAAUAAUAUUUCAAAACUGAAAAAGAUACAAAGAGUAGCGUCUGAUUUUGUUGCCAAAAUUCGUUCAGAAUCUGAAAUUCCUGAUAUAAGAAUGUCUUUGAUUCAAACUGAAAAAUCCCAGUCUGAUAGUUUGUCCAUUAAUAUUGGUGAAAUUGCAAAACCUAACUUAAGAUCUGUCACUGAAACUCAGAUAAUGCAAUUACACACGUCCACGCCACUAACAAAUAGACAGACGGAUACACUAAAACACACAAACACAUUUAACACAAAGAUAAAAGCGACUCUAUCACACAUAUUUAAUCCCAAGAUAUCAGUUGAUAGAUAUAAUCCUGACCUCAGAUCCGUCUUAGUGUUGGAAGGGGAAAGAUCAAAGACAAUUGUUGUGUCUGAUUGUAACAAUGCAUGCGUGAAAUCAUUCUGUUCAGUGACGUCCGCACUAAGAAGUAAAUACAAGCUUAACAGCCAACCAGAUGGCCUUGCCAAGUCACCUGACCAGCAGGUUUUAGUGGCUGUGCCAAAUAAACGGCAAAUUUUGUAUCUGAGUAUACUAGAAGACAUUCGUCUAACAAACACACUGACAACUCAGAAAAAGUAUUACCAUCUAUGCGUGUUACCUAGCAACCGUCUGGCGGUCAGCGCAUUUAACUGGUACGGUGAGAGUGUGGACAUUCUGGGUGAGGGUGGUGACGUCAUCCGUUCUAUCCCCACCGAGCAGAUCUGUCAUCCUUGGUGUCUGGCAGUCAGAGGUGACUCUCUGAUCGUUUUGUCACAAUGGAACAAAGUACACUGUGUGGCCUCAUCGGGGAAUGUCACGUGGGAGUCACGUGAUUCGCCGAGACUUGUCCAUCUUGUCUGUGUCGCGUGCGAUGAGCUGGAGUUUAUUUAUGUAUGUGAUAUGAAAAGAGAGUGUAUUAUUCAAGUGUCACGUGACGGAGAGGUCAUGCGUGACGUCAUCAUACAGCAAGAUGGAUUGUCGAAACCUGUUCAUAUAUGUUGUGACGGGGAUAAACUUUAUGUGGCCCAGAAAAACGGAGACAUUAAAACAUUUACUUGGCACAAAGAUUAACAUAACGCUGAUGGGUUUUCUUACGACAUGUUUUAACCACGUGAUAUCGGUUACACUUGAAGUGAACAGAUUCGUACCAGAGGCACAUGCUGUACAGACAAACACAUGUUUACAAAAUGUGUUCAAAUACGAUCACCAAGACGCAGUGUAUUGUUAAAAAUAAUAUUGACCUAUAGUCUGUCCCACAGGGAACGUCUUUUUUUUCAUACUAUUAAAUUUACUACAUGUUACUACAUUCUGAUUGCACACAAAAUUAGUUGGGGUUUUUUCCAAACACUUACUUUUCUUCUUACGUCAAACCAAACUGAAAUUAUUUACAAAAAACAUGUUUAUAGAAUGAUGGGACGGACUACAUAGUAAUAGAGCUCUCUGUGCGUCUGCGGAGCCUCGUGUCAAAGGAGGAAGCUAAAUCGUGAGGAGAAGGAAAGAAGUAAACAAAAUGGACUGCAGUUUCUAAGUGGUAUAAUUUGAAUCAUCCUAAACUAGUAUUAGGAUAUUUUAUUUACAGGAUUAAUACUUUUUUACGAUCCCAUGACUUAUUUUUGCUAGAAAGAAGAUUGGAUAUUCUUAUAUAGUCCGUUCCAUCAUUAUACACAAUUUGUUUUUGUUUUUUAAAUCAUUUCAGUUUGGUUUGACGUAAGAAGAAAAGUAAAAGUAUUUUAGAAAUAACAAAGAAAUACUAAGUUUGUGUGCAAUAUACAAUUCAAUCGGCUCAGAAAUAAAUAACUUGUAGUAAAUUUCAUAGCAUGGGCCCUUCAACGGUAAUUUUCACAGGCCUAUUUGACUAAUGGUACAAAUUGUUACUUCUUUCAAAAUAAGGCCUAAUAAGUAAUAUUUUGUCUAAAAUUAUUAAAAACAAAAACAUAAAAAGUCGUAGUGUGCCUA